CGUCGUUGUUCUAGGUUGUCAUUCACCAUGCUUAUUGUGAAUGAUUGUGGUGCCCAGCUAAUUUGACAAGUCACAACAAAACAUCAACAUCUUGGGCACGUCAUCUUGGAACAAAGUUUUUUAGUUUCUUUUAUCCACAUAAAAACGAAUAAAAAUGAGUGCUUUAUUCAAUUUCCAAAGUUUGUUAUCGGUAAUUUUAUUGAUGAUUUGCACCUGUGCAUAUCUUCGUUCCCUCUUCCCAAGUAUCAUUGACCGCAACAAGACCGGGCUGCUGGGUGUUUUCUGGAAACUGGCAAGGAUAGGUGAACGAAAAUCACCAUACGUGGCUGUGGCGUGUGUUAUCAUGGCAGCAUCGUUACUAUUUUGGACGUGAUUGAUAUUUGUGGCGGCAUUUACUACAAUGAACUUGAAUCAUCCACAAAUAUUAGGGCUAUGAGUGUUUUUUAUUUUGUAAUUAUCCACUCCAGUUUAUUAUUUGAGAGAACAAUUUUGCAUUUCCUUGUUUUUUAGAAUUAAACCUCCAUAUAUGUAUGCAUGAGUGUAUGUAAAUAUACAUUAUUUUUAAGGCGA
Messenger RNA from Musca domestica (house fly), 570 nucleotides. It is a transcript of the gene ksh, whose product is annotated as protein kish. Bases 155 to 373 code for a protein of 72 amino acids. The record is from RefSeq and is a predicted model, not a curated record. Lineage: Eukaryota; Metazoa; Arthropoda; Insecta; Diptera; Muscidae. The transcript is spliced from 3 exons. Gene Ontology annotation, biological process: intracellular transport; protein secretion.